Molecule: messenger RNA, 3146 nt
Organism: Dipodomys spectabilis (banner-tailed kangaroo rat)
Lineage: Eukaryota; Metazoa; Chordata; Mammalia; Rodentia; Heteromyidae
Gene: Gab2
Product: GRB2 associated binding protein 2
Exons: 10
Coding region: 89-2110 (673 amino acids)
Source: RefSeq, a predicted model, not a curated record
CUGCGCACCGGCGGCCCGCCUGACCCAGCAGCCUGCUCCCGCGCCCUUGUCCGCGCGUCCGGGCGGCGGGCUCCAGUCAGCCAGCAGCAUGAGCAGCGGCGGCGACGUGGGUGGCACCGGCUGGCUGAGGAAAUCGCCCCCCGAGAAGAAGUUGAGGCGCUAUGCCUGGAAGAAACGCUGGUUUAUCCUGCGAAGUGGCCGAAUGAGUGGUGACCCAGAUGUUCUGGAAUACUACAAGAAUGAUCACUCCAAAAAGCCUCUACGGAUCAUCAACCUCAACUUCUGUGAGCAAGUGGAUGCAGGCCUCACCUUCAACAAGAAAGAGCUGCAGGAUAGUUUUGUGUUUGAUAUCAAGACCAGUGAGCGCACCUUUUACCUGGUGGCUGAGACUGAGGAGGAUAUGAAUAAGUGGGUGCAAAGCAUCUGCCAGAUCUGUGGCUUCAAUCAAGCUGAGGAGAGCACAGACUCCCUGAGAAACAUUUCCUCAGCCAGUCAUGGCCCACGUUCUUCUCCAGCCGAACUCAGCAGCUCCAGCCAGCACCUGCUCCGAGAACGGAAGUCCUCAGCCCCCUCGCACUCCAGCCAGCCCACUCUGUUCACGUUUGAGUCCCCCAUGUCAAACCACAUGCAGCCUGCUCUGUCCACCAGUGCACCUCAAGAGUAUCUCUACUUGCACCAGUGCCUCAGCCGGAGAACAGAAAAUGCAAGGAGUGCCAGCUUCUCUCAAGGCACCCGGCAGAAGAGUGACACAGCUGUGCAGAAGCUUGCCCAGGGUAAUGGACACUGUGUCAAUGGGGUCAGUGGGCAAGUCCAUGGCUUCUACAGCCUUCCCAAGCCGAGUCGGCACAAUGCAGAAUUCAGAGACAGUACUUACGACCUCCCUCGGAGCCUGGCCUCCCAUGGCCACACCAAGGGCAGCCUCACCGGGUCGGAGACAGAUAAUGAGGACGUGUACACCUUUAAGACGCCCAGCAACACCCUGUGCCGGGAGUUUGGGGACCUCCUAGUGGACAAUAUGGAUGUUCCAACCACCCCACUCUCAGCCUACCAGAUCCCCAGGACAUUCACGCUGGACAAGAACCACAACACCAUGGCAGUGGCCACUCCUGGGGACUCAGCCAUAGCUCCUCCACCCCGGCCCCCAAAACCCAGUCAGGCAGAAACUCCUCGAUGGGGCAGUCCUCAGCAGAGACCUCCAGUCAGUGAAAACAGCAGGUCUGUUGCGGCCACUAUCCCCAGGCGCAACACCCUCCCUGCCAUGGACAACAGCAGACUCCACCGAGCUUCUUCCUGUGAGACCUACGAGUACCCCUCCCGAGGUGGGGAAUGUGCAGGCCGGUCUGCAGAGUCCAUGAGCGAAGGAGUCAGUCCUUUCCUGCCAGGGAAAACUAUGGUGGGCCGCUCAGACAGUGCCAGUUCCGAAGACAACUAUGUACCCAUGAACCCGGGUUCUUCCUCCCUGCUAGCCAUGGAGCGGGCAGGCGACAAUUCCCAGAGUGUCUACAUCCCCAUGAGCCCAGGGCCCCAUCACUUUGACCCACUGGCCUACCCAUCCACAUCCCUUCCUCUGCACAGAGGCCCCAGCCGAGGAAGUGAAAUCCAGCCACCCCCUGUCAACCGGAACCUCAAGCCUGACCGCAAAGCAAAGCCAACACCCCUUGACCUGAGAAACAAUGCUGUCAUUGAUGAGCUCCCAUUCAAGUCACCUGUCACCAAGUCUUGGUCCAGAGUCAACAGCCACACCUUUAACUCCAGCUCUUCCCAGUACUGCCGCCCCAUCUCCACACAGAGCAUCACCAGCACGGACUCGGGAGACAGCGAGGAGAACUAUGUCCCCAUGCAAAACCCAGUGUCUGCAUCCCCUGUUCCCAGUGGCACCAACAGCCCAGCCCCUAAGAAGAGCACUGGCAGUGUUGAUUACCUGGCCCUGGACUUCCAGCCGGGCUCCCCGAGCCCUCACCGCAAGCCCUCCACGUCAUCUGUCACUUCAGAUGAGAAGGUAGACUAUGUCCAAGUGGAUAAAGAGAAGACCCAGGCACUGCAGAACACCAUGCAGGAGUGGACAGAUGUGCGGCAGUCCUCAGAGCCUUCCAAGGGCGCCAAGCUGUGAUGAGGGGCCAAGAAGCAACUGGAAGCUGGCUCCUCCCCCCACUUCCGCUCCCACCCCUCUCCUACCCCCCUCCACCCCACCAACCUCAGCCUUCAAGCAUUUGACAUCAGGGACCCCGACCCUUGGAGGCGAGGGCCUGAUGGAGGCAUGUAGGGCAGACCCACAGUGACUUCUAUCAAUCCUGGCAGUGCCUCCACCCACCUUAGUUAGGAGCUGUUGCCAAAAAGCCUCCUCCUGUUCUCAGGGCCUGCCUGUCUACUGCCUGGAGCCUUGGCGGGAAGGAGCAGGGCUCUGAGCCAGACUCCACACACCUCACAUUUGGUCACAACCCUCCACCCUUUCCCUUCCCUCAGGGCUGUCUCUCCAGUCCCAGAGGACAAUCCAGGGAACCAAGGACCCCAUCAAAGUGGACAUGGACUUUUGGCUGUAUGGUUAUAGGCAGGGCAGGUCACCAGAAGAUGAAGUAGAUAAGAGUGAAGGUCAGAGGUAGUGUUGAGGGACCAAGGAAUUUGAUCUCAGAUGCACAAGGACAGUGGAUACCUGCAAGGUUCCCCUGCUUUCAGGCCAAGGCUAUGGCGGGGCCACUGCGGUGGAAUGAAUGGGCAGCAGAAGGAUGAAGGACAGGACUGAUAAGCUAUAAAGAAUGAGGUACCAGGCGUGGCGUGACAAGGGUGCUACACAAUCAGGGCCCCAGAACUGGUGCUAUCGGACCGCUCUGGGACAGUAGCAGGGUGAGUGGGUUGGGAAAAUGGGAGAAGUAGCAGGGAGGGAGGGGUGUUAGAGGCGACGCAGGAGCUGGGGGACAUGGAUAGGAUGCGCAGGGCCGUGCAGCAAGUAAAGUUUCUGGGAGGUGUAAGACACAGAGGUGACCUAAGACAGGGACACAGGGCCCACGGAACAAGUGAGGGCAUGGUAAAGAGCCUGAGGCAGUCAGGACACAGGGCUGCUGGAGGAAACAAAGUGAAAGAGUGACCUGAGGACGGACACACACAGACACACAGACACACACACACACACACACACACGACGGACACAC